This is a messenger RNA of Cokeromyces recurvatus, 1422 nucleotides long. RefSeq lists its product as uncharacterized. The transcript has 4 exons. The record is from RefSeq and is a predicted model, not a curated record. The coding region runs from base 60 to 1277 and encodes 405 amino acids. NCBI's taxonomy places the organism in Eukaryota, Fungi, Mucoromycota, Mucoromycetes, Mucorales, Mucoraceae.
UAAAUUUGUGUGCUGCAUAAAAAAAAAAAAAUUAUUUACUUCCCUUUUUCUUUUUACUUAUGACUCUUUUCCCACCAGAAGAAUAUUUGCGUACUUUACCAGCUAUUCGUGAACAAUGUCGCAAAGUUUACGACCAAGUUAGAUCUGGUCAUCCUAGCUGCUCUUUCCAAAUAGAUGAAGCUGCCUUACCACGUAUUGUAGAGCAUGUUACAACGACUACGCUCAACCGAUAUCCAAACCUGAACACUAUUCCACCUCAUUCACGGUUACGCCAUUUUGAUCCUAAUAAUCAACUUUUUGCAGAGUUUGAAACAAAAACGGAUAAAGUAGAAGCCACUCGAGGCCUUGUUGAUCUUGUUUUGGUCUCUGUCCUGUUGGAUGCAGGUGCGGGUUCUGACUGGAAAUAUAGGUCGCAAGAUGGCAAAAGGAUAGGGAGAUCUGAGGGCCUUGCAUUAGCUUCAUUUGAUAUGUUUGUACAAGGAUAUUUUUCCAAAGAUAUGAAACCUGUUGUUGAUGUACAAGGAUUAAGGUCGUUAACGGUUGAACAAAUGCAGAAAGGUUUUCAGGUCACAGACAAGAAUUUCAUGGUUGGUUUAGAAGGCCGUACAAACCUUCUAAAGAGUUUAGCAAACGUAUUGGAUAGUCAACCUACCUAUUUUCCUAUUGCAAACAAUGAAUCACGACGACCUGGUCAUCUCAUCGAUUAUAUCUUGUCCUCUGCAAAGGAUGAGUCAUCCAUACAUAUUAACAAGAUUUGGGAAGCUGUAAUGAGCUUGGGCGAUAUAUGGCCCAGUCGUAUCAAAUUAAAUGGAAUCCCUCUUGGGGAUGUAUGGCCAUACCUUGAUGAUCAUGAGCUUAUCCCCUUUCAUAAACUCUCACAAUGGUUAACCUAUUCUUUAGUUGAAGUUAUUGAGACUUAUUUAGGUUUGAGAGUGACAGGAACAGAAUUGUUAACGGGGUUACCAGAAUACCGUAAUGGGGGGCUAUUGGUUGAUUAUGGAUUGCUCAAGUUAAAGGAGUCUAAGAUUAAGGAGAGACAGGAUGGAUUACCGAUCUUUGAAGGGUCAGAUCCUACUAUCGUUGAAUGGCGUGCAUUGACUGUAAUUUACUUGGAUAGAAUUAAAGAAGAAGUUGAAAUUAAGUUAGAUAGAAAGUUGGACUUGGCACAGGUACUUGAAGGAGGAACAUGGACAGCGGGAAGAGAAAUAGCUGCAAGAUUGAGACCUAAUAAUGGCGGUCCACCCAUUAUUAUUAAGAGUGAUGGAACUAUUUUUUAAUAUACUUUAUGUAAAAUAAAAAAUACAUGCAUAAUAUGACAGUAUUAUAAAUAAACUUACAUGUUAAAUCAUGAUGGAUUGAAUAUAGUAAAUAUGCAAAUAUAUAUGGUCAUUUUCACAUAUUAUUGAUGCUUAUUCAUUCCGU